This is a messenger RNA of Closterium sp. NIES-65, 2574 nucleotides long. Lineage: Eukaryota; Viridiplantae; Streptophyta; Zygnematophyceae; Desmidiales; Closteriaceae. The record is from the annotation of a GenBank genome assembly.
AUGAGCGCAUCCUCUCACGAGACUCCCAUGAAACUGGUCGAGAGUAAUAUUCCGUUGAACGUUCUGGACUCGGGGAAAAGCGUACCCAGCAGCGGCGCUCCCGACACGAUGUCAGCGACGCCAGCAUCUGCGGCUAAAGACGAUGUCAGCGUUUCUAUCGGCGACACAGGAGCCACUUCCAGUGGCGUGACGGAGGUCGCCCUUCCUGCGGCUGAGAACAAGGAGCGCGCGGAUUCCGCUGAGACAGGCCGCGGAAAGGAUGGCGGAAACAAGAACGGCGUCGUUGGGAGCAGGCUCGCCGCUGGCGCGCGGCAUGGCGGAGACCACGAGGGAAGCUUCAAGCGGAGAAUCUUCGGAAGCUUCAGCAGCGCAGCGAGCAGCGAUAACUGCAACCACGACAGCGAAAACGGCGGUCAAGAUGCGGAUUCCUCUCCCGAGCAGCCGAAAAUGGGCCACUCGCACUACUCGCACCGCUCUCCCUGGCUACGUGCCGCUCUUCUCGGCGCGAACGACGGGCUCGUGUCAACUACGUCACUCAUGAUCGGCGUGGGAGCCGUGGAGGAAGACAAAAACACCAUGGUGAUAUCUGGCCUCUCUGGGCUUGUCGCGGGCGCGUGCAGCAUGGCUAUCGGCGAGUAUAUCUCCGUGUUUGGGCAGCGCGACACGGAGGAGGCGGACCUGCGGAAGGAGCGCGCGGAGUUCGCGAAGGGACCUGAGGCGUGCGCGCGAGAACUCGAAGAGCUGACGCUGAUUUAUGUGGAGCGCGGGUUGUCGUACGAAUUGGCGCGCACUGUGGCCAUUGAGCUGCAUAAAGGCGACCCCAUCAGAGCGCAUGCACGGGACGAGCUGGGGAUUGACAUGGAUGCGCUGUCGAGCCCUGGACAGGCGGCUAUUGUGUCGGCCAUAGCGUUCACCAUUGGAGGCAUGAUUCCGCUGCUCUCUGGGGCAUUCAUUUCCAAUUUCCCCACGCGGCUUACUGUCAUGAUUGUGGUUUCCACCAUCACUUUCUUAAUAUUUGGAGCCAUUGGGGCCUGGCUGGGUGGUGCAAGAAAGUUCCGUGCAGCGCUACGUACCACAAUCGGAGGCUGGCUGGCCAUGGGCAUCACGUAUGCAGUGCUCAAGAUCUUUGGGACAACAGGAGUGAAUAACUACGGGCGAAUUAACUCGCCCGGCGAUGACAUCCGUGUAGCCUUGGCGAAGAACGCGAGCAAGGCGGGAAGUCCUACCGCGGCCUCGGGUGCGAGCUGUGACGGGGACGGCGGAGAAGAAGACGGCGACGACGCCGAGGAGGAUUGGCCGGAGAACGGCCACGACGACAGCGCUUCGGGCGACGAAUUAGGUCCUGCCGACAUCGAGGAGGACGAAUGGUGGAAUCGGCCGAUCAGGAGCAACGACAAGGUGGAAGAGUGGCGGGCUGGAGAUUCGGACAACGACGGAGGUGAAAAUGCGAAUGGUGACAACGCGGAGGCAGCGGCGGAUGCACAGGAAGCGGCGAUGGAUGCGAAUGAGGAGGCUGAAGACGGCGCGGCCGUAGUUGCGGAUGCGGAUGCUGUGGCAGAGUCGGACACGGUUGCUGCGGAUGCCGUCUUAUUUGACGGUGAAAGCGGCGACGACGACCCAUGGAGCCUUGGGACAGACGACGACGUUCCGCUAUUGAAGCGGAGGCAGCGCCAUCGCCUACAGUCCAUGUCGAAGCGGGCCCGCGUGGUGCUCUCUGACGAUGACAGUUCGGGGGAGGAGCGUAGCCCGAAACUCACCGCUGCGGAGAAGGGAAAAGCCAAGGUCGCGGAAGCUCCUGCUAAGGCCCCUGCUCGUCGCCGCACAAGCAACAAGAAGCGGACAUCCGAUGGAGACCCCGGAUCUAGCAAGGGUGCGGCUAAGAAGAAGGCGAAGAAGGUGCCGAAUCCUGACGACAUCGUCGUGAACGAGAUCGACGAUGAGUACGCGGCGGCGGCGGGCCCGAUUCCCACGUUCCCUGAGAAGGUCACGCCGAAGGACCCCACCCUCCAUAAUCCCAACACCCGCCCACCUUCCCCUCGCAGUAAGGACAAUACGAGGACGCGCCGCAGUUGGACCGUGCGUGAGAAGCUUAAGUGGGCGCGCCGCUAUCUGGAGCUCGGCUCCUUGAAGAAGACGAGCGUGGAGUCAACCGCGUCCAUCGCCUGCAUCAGACGCUGGAGGAAUCUACGGAGGCCGCCCCACCCCGUGGUGCUGCAGUGGAUCGCGGAGGCUUGGGAUCAAGUCCCCAAGCAUAUCAUCAUCGACGCGUUCCGCCACUGUGGGAUCUCAAGCAAGCUGGAUGGAACGGAGAACCACCUGGUGAUGUCUCACCUGCGCGCCAGGAGCACCACUGAUGUCUCCGCAGACAUGUGCCUCGGGGGGACUACAGGCGACAACACGCGCUUGCUCGGUCGGGCUCUAGAGGAGGAGGAGGUGAUGCAGGCGGAGGGCGUGCGGGAGGUGGCAGUGGCAACCGGCCUGGAGGUGCUGUACCAGGAGACCCCCAACUACCGCGGGGCGGCGGCCGAGGCUGACCGCAUGAUCGAGCCUAGGGAGACGGCUAGGCAUGUCUAG